GCUGAGUGACGACAGGGAUGUUUUGCUAAAGGUUAGCUACAGUAGGCUAACUUUGUGUUAUAGUUGGCUUCUUAUUCAAAUCUCCCAGAAGUAGCCAGAUACGGCUUGGCUCCAUUUCACAUAAAUGUGAAUUUAUUUUAAAAUAAACCGAGACAUGAAUGGGAGUACGAAUCCGCUGCUGGACAAAGAGGAGCAUGUUUUGAAGCUCGGAGAAAGCUUUGAGAAGAGGCCAAAAUCUUCCUUUCACACUAUCAGAUAUGACUUCAAACCAGCAUCUAUCGACACAAGCUGUGAGGGAGAGUUACAAGUUGGGAAAGGAGAUGAAGUUACCAUAACGUUACCUCACAUCUCGGGCUCCACGCCUCCUAUGACAGUAUUCAAAGGAAACAAGCGGCCAUACCAGAAGGACUGUGUGCUCAUCAUUAACCACGACACUGGGGAAUUUGUACUGGAGAAGCUGAGCAGCAGCAUCCAAGUCAAGAAAACCAGGGCAGAGGGCAGCAGUAAGAUUCAGGCCCGCAUCGAGCAGCAGUCAGUUCGGUCCAGCCAGCCCAGCUCUCAGUUCCGGGCCCCGACCAAGCCCGGGUCCGGGGUCAAGACCUCCCCAUCUCCUUCUAAGGAUAAUCCCUCCCCAGAGCCUCAGCUGGAUGACAUCAAGAGAGAGCUGCGAGCGGAGGUGGAGGUGAUAGAGCAGAUGAGCAGCAGCGGCAGCAGCUCCUCUGACUCAGCCAGCGCCUCUGGGAGCGGUGACGACAGUAGCAGCAGUGACGGUGAGCACGACGCCCCCCGACCGCUCAGCCAAACCUCCCCCAACCGCCACACUAUGGCCAACGGAGGAGCCGACCGGCAGCAGGGCAACAACCAGCUCAUGAACACACUCCGAAAUGACCUUCAGCUCAGCGAGUCGGGCAGCGACAGCGAUGACGACUGAACUCUGCUGGUCAGUUUCUCUCUCUCUCUCUCUCUCUCUCUCCCUCUCUCCUCCUUUCUGCCUGGUUCCCGUGUUCCUUUGCUGUGAUAGCUGACCCCAGCUAUAUAUCUUGGUUUGACUGUAUUUUUUAUUUUAUUUUAGUAUAUCCUUAAAGCUGGCCUGCCUGGAACUUACUACACUAAGAGUGUAUUUUUAUUAGAUGUAUAUUUUGUUUUGUAUAGCAAAACUUUAGAAAAAGAAACUUUUACUUGAGAGGUUUGGAAGAUUAUAUAUUAGAGUGCACAUACAUAUUUUCUGUACUUAGAGCAGCUAGUUUUAUCUACUUGUAUCAUCUGUUUUUGUUAGGUUUUGUCUGUAUGGUAAGACAAGGAAGAGAUUGUGUUGAAAUAUCUCUCACCUUGUCUCAUCAUUUAUCCGAGAAGGUUGUGUGAAGCCUUUCCACAUCAGUGUCGUGUUUUUAUCGGUUCGCUUAGAAUACAAAAAUAUCAGAAUUGCACAGAUACUCUGCGCAGCCUGCGCAUGAGUAACAAAUCAAAGAAAAAAAUGCAUCCAUUUUGUCAUCUGCUUAUCUAGUGUGUUGAGAUAAGUGUGGAGCACAAAACAGUCGGCUGUACUCUGUGCCUUCCUAAUCUCAACUUUGCUUUCUUAGUCAUAGUUUUAAACAGUUUGCUGAUUACGUUAGAAAUGAAUCUCAGCCUUAUUGUCUCGUGGGAUUUGUUGACAAUAAGAAAAAUAUAGAAUUUUCUUCUUUAAACAGGUAUCUAGUUACAGAGGAAUUUACCUAAAUUAAAUUUCAGGUUGCUGUAAUGAUUUCACUUCAAGUUCAAGAUAGUUGUUUAGUGACAUAGGCUUAUAGGAAAUUUGAUGUAGAUUUCUGGCAUCACACAGCACAAUAUCUACAAUUUUGAGCCAAGUUGCAGAUGUUUACGCUGCAUUUAGUGAUUUAUUUACCACUAGGAGGCAGAAAAGACUCAAAAACAAACUCACAGAAACACAAACCUGAUAUAUGUAUCAGCUAAUCAUGUUCCUAAUGUGUUAGCAAACAGGUGAAUGUAAGUCUAGUAUUCACUCUCCCUUAAGCUCUGGUUUGGUCUCCACCAACUCCUGAGAAAAAUAUCUUGUCUACAGCUGCUGUUGAGAGCCUCACAAACUCAAACAUACAGUCUGCGUGUAGCUGGAGAGUCUAAAACAAUAAGCUAAAGAGGCCAAAAAGCCCAGUUCAGCUGCAGAGUUGGCUGUUAUUGGCAAUGUUACCAAAUAAAACCUUAGGCAUUGGAGUGUACUCUACAUGCCCUGCAUCAAACAGAGAGGAGUUAGUAAGUUGAUCAUUUGCUUCUACAAAUUUUCUCAACUGUGUGUUGGUAUCUCCGUCAUCACUUCCUUCCCUCUCAUCCUUUUCCAAUGUCACAAAAAUCCCACCGACUCACAGUAUAACCAGUUACAGUAUCAAAGAAGGUUUUAGAGAAUUACUGAUGAUAUUAAAACCUCCACAGUCAUUAAUCAGUUGACGUUAAUAAAUUAAGUUAAUCAAAGUUAAAAGUAGAGUCUAGAUUUGAGGCAUGGGUGUCAAUAAUGGCAAUUACAAAAUUUCACAUACCCAUUAAAAAAAAAACACCUGAAAUCCAAAUUAUACAGGAAAAGGGAGAAAUCCUCCAAAGAGUUUCCUAUUAUUUUUUUCUAAAUGGCCACUAUUUGUUUCAAGUUUGUUGUAUCAGUCGUGUCAUUGUAUUCAAACAGGAAAUAUCUUAUUUUUGAUCCCAAAUUUUCAUAAAAUAAUUAUACUAUAGUACUAUUCCAUGCCUUACAGCCUUUCAGUUUGGAAAUAAAGGUGAAUUUGUCAUUUUCCUGAAAAUACCAAAGAGCUGAACUGCCCCUCAUGUGCAGAGUGCAGAAUGUUCACAGUGUAACAGUGUCAUGUCAGUGUGUAAAUGUCUUCAUUUUGCAUUUAUCCGAGACUGUUUGUUUUUGUGCAUGUGAGCAGUGAAGUCAGUGAUGGUUCCCCUUAUCUGCAGGAGCCACUGGUGUUAGUGAGGAUGAUUUGGUGUUGUUGUUUGGUUGUUCAGUAAAUCAUUAUUAAUGCAACACAACAACCCACAGUCAGAAACACAACUGAAGAGUUUCAUUGCAAAAUGCCAAGACUUGAUUUCAGUUAAGAGUUUUUUUAAAUGGAGCGUUUGUUUUUCCAUCCUGACAAAUGUAAAAUUCAAGGGUGAAACACUAAAUCAUGCUAAUUUUCGGGGAUUGGUCCAAAGUUUUGGGAAUUACAAUUUAAAAGGGUUGUUUCCUCCUUAUUAAUUAGACAACUAAUCUGUUGUUAGAGUCCAGAAGAAAUCUUUAAUACAUUUUUUUGAGAAAGGAGGAGGAGCUAUCCCCACUGGUGUUUUCACUUAUUUUACCUACUGUAAUCAGACCUCUUCUCAACGCUUUGUACUUCAGAGUGUACAGAAUGUAAGGCUGCAACUAACAAUUAUUUUCAUUAUCGACUAAUCUGCUGAUAAUUUUCUUAAUUAAUCGAUUCAUUUUGUCUAGAAAAUGUCAGAAAAUAGUAAAACAAAACACCCUUCACAAGUUCCCAGAGCCCAAGUUGACAUAUUUAGUUAACUAUCAUUGAAAGCCAGAAAAUAUUUACAUUUGAGAGGCAGCAACCAGUGAAAAUUUGUCAUUUUUAAUUCAAUAAUAACUUAAACAAUUGAUUAUCAAAAUUGUACUUGAUUGACAUCUGCCUUACUCUCCUGUUGCACCUAUUAAGGUGGGACAAACUUCAACAAUUGGUACAUUGUAAUACAUGUAAUUCCCAGCAUAGCUCCAUCCAACUCCAACCCGAACAGUGGACUAAUCAGCCACACUGAGUGAAAACACCUGUGUGUUUGAAAAUAGCCCCACAGUUUCUAACAUACAGUACAAAAUAUCUGUCAUUGGCUGCUUAAAUCCAGAAAUAUCUAACAACCUGCAUCAAUCAUUGUACAUCCGCUUCUAUAAAUGUUUUCUGGUAAAAAUGUAUGUAUGAAAAAUCAUAGUGUUUUCUGCCAUCCAAGACAUUUUUUCAUUACAUAGUCAAAGUUUAGAGAAUGUCAUCUACAUUUUUAAACAUAUACUAAGGAACAUUGUAUAUUUUUAAACCCAAAAGCUUAUGUAGCAUUUUGAAAUGAAACCCUUCAAUCACAUGUCAUAUUCAGAUUGGGGAACAUUGUCAUAUUGAUAAAAUGAUCUGCUGUCAUAAAAGAUGUAAAUGUUGUUGUUUGUAUUUUAUAUUAUAGCUGCGUUUCUCAAAAGCGUCUUUAGACAAGUUACUGACCUACCACGCAGUUCUCGAAACCAGAACAGUUUUAAGUAUCCUCCUCCUUUUUACAAAGCACCAGUUUAGUGUGGAAAUGAACCAUCUGCUAGAUGGUUGGCUGUGGACGAUUAGUUUGUCAACCCUACACGGCCCAUCAGUUGUUGCGCUACUCAGCUUCUGUUGUCGAAUGGAGUUUGAUGUAUUUGGUGCUUGUUUUAGUGCUACUUUUAUGUGAAAUAUGUUUGUACAAAUUUGAAGUGUAUUAAAAGUGUGCAAAUUCAUUGUUA
Messenger RNA from Siniperca chuatsi (mandarin fish), 4495 nucleotides. It is a transcript of the gene eaf1, whose product is annotated as ELL associated factor 1. The record is from RefSeq and is a predicted model, not a curated record. Bases 155 to 931 code for a protein of 258 amino acids. Gene Ontology annotation, cellular component: super elongation complex. The transcript is spliced from 6 exons. Gene Ontology annotation, molecular function: transcription elongation factor activity. Gene Ontology annotation, biological process: positive regulation of DNA-templated transcription; regulation of transcription elongation by RNA polymerase II. Lineage: Eukaryota; Metazoa; Chordata; Actinopteri; Centrarchiformes; Sinipercidae.